CGUUUGUCCAUGAAUGCAGCAUUGCAUUAGCUUAUAUAUUAUAGCCAAGAAGCUACGCUGCUAUUCGUAUUAGUUUUUAUAUUAUCGAUCAUAACAGUUAUGUCUUUUAAAAGAGAAGGUGAUGAUAAAAGCCAGCUGAAUCUCCUUAAGAAACGUCGUGUGGCAGACCUUUUGUCUAAUUUUAUUCCAGAAGAUGAGGCAGCUCUUAUGAAAAACGGAAGGUACACUUGCCUUGUGUGUUCCUACCGUCCUGUGUUUGAUACAGUCGACAUGUUGGCAGUCCACAGAAAAGGAAAGAGGCAUCUAGACGGGCUAAAAGCAUUUUAUGGCAAGAAAGCACGGCUGAAGACUGAAAUAACAAAACGGCAACAUGAAAACUACGUCCAGGCUGAGGAAAAAAGGCAGGAGCCCUCCAGUUCAGCCCCAUUACUAGCACAAACACGGAAGCUCACCCAUCAUGCUUUGCUGAAAACUGUACCAUAUAACAGCUGUCAUAGAAAAACCAGUACAAAAUCUGAAAAAGUGACAGCAAGUACUAGCUCAAACCCCAGUGACAACAUGACAUCUACAUGCUGGGAAUCUGGCAUUUCAGUGAACACGUCACAAAGCAACUCUACUGUCUGUUCAACAGCCAAUAAAGAGCCACAUCCAUCAAAAGAUACGGCCGAAUCUCAGGCUGCAGAGAGACAGGAGGCUGAACCCAUUACUGCUCAGAGGAAGAGAGAGCUGGAGCACUAUCUCAAACUGAAAAGUGAUGGGUGGCUGCGAGACCACAGCGGCAAGUGGGUUAAAGACGAAAAUGUCGAGUUUGAUUCAGAUGAGGAAGAGCCGCUUACCCUUGUCCCCGCGCCUGCAAAUAAAUGAGAGCACCAGAAUGGUGUGGACGCACAGAUAAAACUUGUACCACAGUGGUACGUUCACGAGGCACAGUGCUGCAUAAAACAAACAGCUCAAUGUGAAAAAAAAAAUUAACAGAUUUAUUCUGUUCAUGAACUUUUUUUAUGUUGUUUUAAUCUACUGAGUGUUCAGCGUCUAACUAUUUCUUCCAUCCAGGAUGUAAUCAAUAGCGGUUGCUACAGAGUCAGUCUUUAUUCAAGUGACAACUCUUCAUAUCCGGUUAUAUUUUAUCCUUAAGGCUGAACCUUUGUUGGCUUAUCAUAGUCCACCCUGAAAAGCAUUGAGUUGCAGGAAAGUGAUAAGAAUUAACCAGUGGUCUCUGAAUUUGAGUACUUAUAUUCUCUAACAGCUUACUUAUCAGGGAGGAAAUCCCUCUACACCCAUAAAGAGUCCUGAAUGGAAGAAUCUGAAAUCGUUUACAGCUGUGAAGGAGACAAACCACUCAUGUUACUGUCACUUUUCCUUAAAAUGUUGUGUGUGAAUAUUUUUUGUUACAUUAAAAUCCAACACCACUGUCCCAAUCUGUUGAAAAGAUUUGUGUAAUGUGACCUCUGCUUGUGACAUGAGCAUUCUUAGUGUACCUAGAACCCCCCCCCCCCCAGACAGGUUGUGCUUCCUCAUGCAGGAAGAGCAAGUUUGUCCCAAAGAUGUGUUAAGAUUUGACUCCUUUGUCUGCUGCAUGUUUGUUUCUCUACUUGCACAAGCAGAUUAAGGUAACAUCAGAAUUCUGGGAAAGGUGAUUUUGGAAAUAUUCAUAUUCAAUACGACUGACCAAACUCUUCAUGUUAUUAAGAAGUUGGAAAAUACUCAAAUUGGCAUUUGCCUGAUUAUCUGGCAGAAAUUCAGACCAUGUUUAAAAUCUGUAUAGAAUUUAUACAUUAAAACAUCUGCCUUAGCUUUAAAGACAUAAAGAUUAAGACUGAAAAAAGUCAUCCAGGACUCUUGAACAACUUUCUAUUUUUGUAGUGGCUCACUCACAAAUCAUUAUCCCAUCAUAUGUGAUAGCUCUGUUUUUUACAACUUGUUGUUAUUGUGAUGUAGUUGGGGGUUUGUGUUCAUUAAAUGAA
Pelmatolapia mariae (spotted tilapia) is the source of this 1964-nucleotide messenger RNA. RefSeq names its product sodium channel modifier 1 (gene scnm1). The record is from RefSeq and is a predicted model, not a curated record. Gene Ontology annotation, cellular component: nucleus. Gene Ontology annotation, biological process: RNA splicing. The transcript has 8 exons. Bases 100 to 864 code for a protein of 254 amino acids. Lineage: Eukaryota; Metazoa; Chordata; Actinopteri; Cichliformes; Cichlidae.